This is a messenger RNA of Ornithodoros turicata, 384 nucleotides long. RefSeq names its product splicing regulator RBM11-like. Bases 1 to 384 code for a protein of 127 amino acids. The record is from RefSeq and is a predicted model, not a curated record. Gene Ontology annotation, cellular component: nucleus. The transcript is spliced from 3 exons. NCBI's taxonomy places the organism in Eukaryota, Metazoa, Arthropoda, Arachnida, Ixodida, Argasidae. Gene Ontology annotation, molecular function: single-stranded RNA binding. Gene Ontology annotation, biological process: regulation of alternative mRNA splicing, via spliceosome.
AUGGACGAUAAACGUGACAGAACCUUAUGGUGUGGUAACCUGGACCCUCGAGUGACACAGUGCUUGCUCUAUGAACUGUUUAUACAGGCUGGACCACUAGAAGAUGUCACAAUUCCUAAAGAUAAUGGUGGACGGCCCCGAAGUUACGCUUUUGUGACUUUUAAGCACCCGGAGUCUGUGGGCUACGCACUAGCACUUCUUGAAGGCAUAGCUCUGUUCGGAAGACCACUGAAACUUGAAAGGAGACCAGAUGCUGCAGUGGAUGACACAUACAUAGCCAUGAUGGAGAGAUAUGCUCAAUAUGUUGCUGGAGUCAAGCGCCGACGUUUCCAAGAAAUGUUCGGCCCCAUGCCAUCCCCCUUCAUGAGCCAAUGGGAAGUCUGA